Molecule: messenger RNA, 2764 nt
Organism: Oryza sativa Japonica Group (Japanese rice)
Lineage: Eukaryota; Viridiplantae; Streptophyta; Magnoliopsida; Poales; Poaceae
Source: RefSeq, a predicted model, not a curated record
CUCACUGAAUAUUUUGGUUUUCCGUAGGAAAUUUUGUGGCAAUCGUGUAUCACGCUGAAAUAUAAUAGAAAAUGGAACAACAAACUUUCAAACUUCGAGUGUGUUUAGUUCACGUUAAAAUUGAAAGUUUGAUUGAAAUUGGAACGAAAGUUUGUGUGAGUAGAAAAGUUUUGAUGUGAUGAAAAGUUGGAAGUUUGAAGAAAAAGUUAGAAACUAAACCGGGCCUUCAUGGACGUUGUAAUCUCAAUUUUUUUUUUCAUACGGAGCCAUAGCUUUUAAAUUUAUAGAAGUUUUUAACAUUCGAAAACCAUUGGGAGAGAAUCGGAAAUCCUCGCCAAAAAAAACAUAAAAAACACGGGGGAUUUUCCUUCACAUAGUAAAAGUAUUCUGAUUGAAUUUGGAAAGUAAUUACGCUAAUUUCUAAACCAUAAUAAACAACACCAGUAAACGAAAAAUAAUCGUCGUCCCGCCACGAAAAAUUUUGAAACUCGCGAACUCGCGGGAAACCAAACGCGCUCAGCCGCUCAGGCGCGAGCGGCUUCUUUUCCCCUCCUCUCCCAAAUCCAACCACAAGAAGAGGAGGAGGAGGCCACCGUUCGCAUCCGCCGGAUGCCACCGCCGCCGACGACGACGACGCCGCCAUGACCGGCGCCGCCGCAUGGCCGGUCUGCACCAUCUGCUACGAGGACCUCCGCCCGCUCUCCGACCAGCACCUCCACUGCCUCCCCGCCUGCGGCCACGUCUUCCACGCCCUCUGUUUGGAGCAAUGGCUGGAGUACUGCCCGGGCGGGAAGAAGAAGCUCACCUGCCCCAUCUGCAAGCAGCCAUGCGGCGCCGCCCACCCACCGACCCGCCUCUUCUUCCAAUCCACCGGCGCGUGCCCCACGCAGACCGCCUCCUCCUCCCCCUCGCGGCACGAGCCCACCGAUGGCGGCGCCGACCGGGAUGAGCUCGCCGCCGAGGUCGCGCGGCUGGAGCAGAAGGCCGCCUCCCUCGGCAGGGUGCUCGACGAGCAGCGCGACGGGAUCCAGAAGCUCAACGCCGAGGUUGCUAUGUGGAGGGAGAAGGCGGCCGAGGCGGAGGUGAUGAAGGAAUCGGUCAGGAGGGAGAAAGAAUGUGUUCAGCAUCUGCUCAAUGCGAAAACAGAGGAAUUGUCAAGGAAGUCAUCAGAAUGUGGCAGGUUGCAGGAGAAGGGCCUCUCAUUGGCGAAGGAACUUGCAGCAUUGAAGCUGUCGACAGAUAUGAACCUUCAGGAGGAAGAGAUCCUUAAGUUGGCAUCACUUGGUAACCAUGGAAAUGCUGCGAAUGCGGUUGAUGUUUUGACGAGAUCUCUUGCUCUUCGGAACAAGAGCUACAAAGAAUUGAUGAUCCAAUGCAAUGUUCUGGGAAGAUCAGAAUCUCGUUCCCAGCAGAGGUUUGAGAAGGCAAAAGAACUCAUUAAGAAGUUAAAGGCAAGAGUACAAGACCUUGAGAAGGAACAAGAAGAAAAAGAAAAUGGUGUGAUUAGGGACCUGAGGUCUGCAAAGAAAUUUAAAGCUGACCAGACAAAUUCAGGAAAUACCACAGUUAAUAAUGGUUUCUCGGGUCUUGCUGCUGGAUGUGGAGAUUAUCCGAUGAAGCUCGAUGAAGUGGUGCAGGAUCCAUGCGACAAGCCUGGGCCAUCACCUGAAGCUAAAAAUGACCUGAAUAUAAAAGACAAAAUGGACGACAAGCAUGCGGAUGUGAUUGACUUAGAUGCUGAUGAUUCUGUCUUCCAACAUGAACACAAGAAAGGACUUUCUGCCAAACCAUUUGGGAACGAUGGUAACGAUUUGGAUUUCAAAAGUCGGUCUAGUCUUCAAGAACAUUAUAGGAAGGAAUCCAUAACAUGCAAGACAUAUGUAGCAGAGGAAAAUUCCUUUCUAAAACCUUCCAUGGUAACUGAAAGAUCAGCACUUCAGGAGAGCUUUACCACAAACAAACUUCAAAGCUUUCAAGAAACUCCUGUUCUAAGAAGUAUGAAAGCUACAACUUCGACAUGGGAGAAAGAAACACUGACGAUUGAUGGCAUCUCUAAACAAGCUACUAGAAUGGCUCCUGGCACUGGACCCCAGCAGGUUCACAAUUUCAAUUCUCUUUCAGAUGACUUCCAAAUACCAAUUAGAAAUCUUGGUGGAGAGGGAACAGGAAAAAGCGUCGGCAAAUGGUGCAAGGGCGUAGCUACCCCUGGAUCUCUCAACACAAAUGCAAAUAAAAGGAAUCUGAUCGCCGUAGGGCCAGACGGACGUGGGGGAAAGGUCAAAAUUUUGAGAGAUCUUGGCAAAUUCCAAGAUAGCAAGACUCAAGCACUAUGGCCUAAGGCACAGAAGGUUGGAAGCAGAGGUGGGCAAUCUCAGAUAGAUCAUUUCUUUGGGAAGAGAUGAUCCUGCUGCGCAAGCUAUGCUAAUAUAUACCACUUUCAAACUCUUGCCUCUGUUGCUGCGGUCAAAUUCUGUUUGGAGAACUAUUUGAUGUCCUGCAUCUGUACUUGUGUAGAAUCCAUUGCACUUAAGGUGAAAGCUGAAUCCAAAUUUCGCAGUGUCAUCACUAUUGGGCCUGAGGGGAUAGAUAGAGCUUGUAAACAAUGAGCUGUGUAGGAAACCUGAAUUCCUCUGUUCCUCAGAGGCUCAGGUGGUCAUGUGUACCACAUUGCUAAACAUUGUGUAUUGAUAGAGCUGAGGAGAUAACAGGUGGCUUAGCUCACUUGAUCCACAUGCAAAUACAUUGCAAGCUGCCCUUUGGCUAA